UGCCAAGUAAUGUACUAUAAAAUUUCCGAGAAAAAUGCCAUAAAAUGACAGUACUAAAAACCCCCAAUUAUCCUCAUUUGUACAUCUUUGACCCGGCUUUUGAUCAGCGCCCUUGAUAGUAAUGAGUCAGUGGUAAACAUGAUUAAUAGGAAAAAUACAAAAUGGCGGACAACAUGAGUGCAAAUCAUACUUCAAAUUCAACAUUCGACAUUUAUCUUCGAAAACUUGUGAUUUACGUGGGUAAAAACCCGGUGGAAUUUGUAACGUAUGUAUUUUUAAUUCUCUCACCAUUCAUGUUGCUCUGUGGUUACCUCUCGUGGAGACUUAUUCAGAUGAUGGAGCAGGAAAAGCGAGAAAAUAAACGAAAAGGUAUAAAAAGUGCCAACAUUGCUAAAACCAGGAGGAAGAAGAAAGCAAAACCUGAAUGAAGACAUUUUAGAAAUUUUUUAAUUGGCUGAAAGUUGUACUGAGACUGAAAGUGUAUUCAUUGAACAAUAAUCUGUUGUGAGAUAAUUUAGUAAACUUUAUUUAAUCCUAAGAAAAUAGUAUAAAAAUUGUAGUACUUACAUCCUCCUAAGCUUCCUCCACCCAAAUGAAAACUGUAUUCCAAAAGUAUAAUGAGGGGUUUUGUUUAAAAUACCUGGCAAGUCAGUCACAUGUAGCUGGUGGCAUUGUAGGAUAUUAUUUUCAGUGAUAACAAAAUCAAACUGGAUGUGUUCAUCCAAUUCACUUCUGAUGGAUGUUUUACAGUCUGUUGUCUUUUAAUGUAUAUCAGCAGCGAAUCCACUGAAGCCAAAGUACGAUGGCUUCACCACUAGCCGACUAUAUUUCAUACGUCAAAAGUGAACAGACCUUAACAAUUCAAAUUGAGGCUGACUAUGUAAUCAGUUAAAUAGGUAGUUUUUAUUG
Messenger RNA from Dendronephthya gigantea, 909 nucleotides. RefSeq names its product small integral membrane protein 15-like. The record is from RefSeq and is a predicted model, not a curated record. The transcript has 3 exons. Lineage: Eukaryota; Metazoa; Cnidaria; Anthozoa; Malacalcyonacea; Nephtheidae. The coding region runs from base 162 to 428 and encodes 88 amino acids.